AUGUUGGAUAUCAAGGCGUGGGCUGAGUACAUUGUGGAGUGGGCUGCCAAGGACCCUUACGGGUUCCUGACGACCGUGAUCUUGGCCCUGACGCCGCUGUUUGUGAUCAGCGCGGCCCUGUCCUGGAAGCUGGCAAAAAUGAUUGAGGCCAGGGAGCGAGAGCAGAAGAAGAAGCAGAAGCGCCAGGAGAAUAUUGCAAAAGCCAAGCGAGCCAAGAAGGAUUAA
Messenger RNA from Chaetura pelagica (chimney swift), 225 nucleotides. RefSeq names its product small integral membrane protein 15 (gene SMIM15). The transcript has a single exon. NCBI's taxonomy places the organism in Eukaryota, Metazoa, Chordata, Aves, Apodiformes, Apodidae. Bases 1 to 225 code for a protein of 74 amino acids. The record is from RefSeq and is a predicted model, not a curated record.